This is a messenger RNA of Eimeria tenella, 17511 nucleotides long. RefSeq names its product HECT domain-containing protein, related. Gene Ontology annotation, cellular component: cytoplasm. The transcript has 10 exons. Bases 1 to 17511 code for a protein of 5836 amino acids. NCBI's taxonomy places the organism in Eukaryota, Apicomplexa, Conoidasida, Eucoccidiorida, Eimeriidae. Gene Ontology annotation, molecular function: ubiquitin-protein transferase activity; protein binding. The record is from RefSeq and is a predicted model, not a curated record.
AUGCAGCAGCUGCUGCGCAGCCAGGAGACAAGGGGGGGGGCCCCCGAGGGCAGUACCGCGGGGCCCCUGGGGGGCCCCCCAGACCCUUCUUUGUUGGCUUCUUGCCUAAGAGACGCAAUUGUACAAAUAAUCUUAGGGUCUCAAACGUUGCAAGGGCCUCAAGAGGGGGCCCCCCAGGGGGCCCCCCCGGUUGCCCCCGAGGGAGCUCCCCUGGGGGGCCCCCCGGCAGCGGAGCUGUGGCUCUCGUGGCUGCUGCGGCGGCUGCAGCCGCGGCGAGGGGACCCCCUGGGCCUCGGAGUGAAGUUCGGCGAAGGCCGCAGGGGCCCCAGUGAAGCAGCAGACCCAGCUGCGGGGUCCCCCGCGGCCCUCUCCGGGGGCUCCCCCCUGGCCCAGCCCUUGCUUGGGGCCUUCCCUACACUGCAGCAGGACUGGCUGCGGGCGAUGUGGAGCCCCAGCGCGUGUGGGCAGCGCCCGCAGCAGCUGCUGUUUGGGGGCAGCCUGCUGGCCCGGGACAUGAAGGCCAGAAUGUCUGCAGCAGCAACUUGUGUCUGCCUGGAGGAACUCUUCAUGGCUGCUCUUCGCACAGCCAACAGUCUCCUUUGCAUCAUUUCCGACAAAGUUUCCAUGGGGGCCCCCGGCGUGGCUGCGUUGGUGGAGGGGGCUGGGACUGGCGCGGAGGACUUCGCGGGCCAGCAGCGCGUGGCUGCCUUGGCAGCAGCAGCAGCAGCUGCUGCUGCUGCAGACCCCGCUGCCCUUGCGGAAACCUGCGGGGCCUGCACGCUGCAGGCCUGCUGCCUCAUGGGCCCCAUGGGGACUCCAGGGCCCACUUUGCUUGAGGGCUGCGCCUUCCUUGGGGGUGGGGUUGUGCCGCUGCUGACAUUUCUGACCCCUCUGUUGCAGCGGCUCGUGGUGCUCGCGGAGGAGAGCGACCCCGCAAGAAGCAGCAGCAGCAACAGCAGCAGCAGCAGCAAAGCGGGCCGGGCUCUCGUAGGGCUCGCGGAGGGGACGGCGGAAGCUGCGGCGCAGGUCGUGGGCGCUGUGCUGCGGCUGUGGCCCAGCAUCCUGCAGCUGGCAGUGCGCAGUUUGCUGCUGUUGCGGCAGCUGAACUCCUGCGUGUCUGAAGACACAGCAAGGGGCUGCCUCCACCCGCUGGUGCAGCAGCUGCUGGGGAUCGUCUCCACCACCUCCAGCACUUUGAAGCUGCUCAGUGGCUUUCCCCCGCUCCUGGCCAGGCUAGACCUUUCCCACGCAGCCUGUGGGGCCCCACAGGGGCAGCCAGACGCAGCAGCAGCAAAGGCCCUCGAGUCUCUGCCGCCCCUGCUGGUCAAGGGGGCCCGCUACGUGGCGGCCCAAGAAGGCCACCCUUUGAGGCCCCUCGAAGAUGCCCUCAGGUCCAGUGUUUUGCUGCUGCUAGACUGUUCUCCCCGGGUUUUUGAGCUCCAGAGAAUCAACGACAUCCCCCUGCCCUGCGCCAUCCAGGACUUUCUGGCGGCGACGCAGCGCCUUCCGGGGGUCCCCAGCUGCCCCCAGGGGCCCCCGGGGCCCCAGGGGACUUCCGGGCCCCAGGAGAUCCAGCCGCCCCUGAAGGCCCUCCAGGCACACAGGCCUGGGGAGCUCAUCAAAGGGCUCACUCUCGAGUGCCGAGACCUCCGAAGUCCAGGACUUAGCAGCAUCGCGGGCUGCGGGGCUGACGCUGCAGCUGCUGACGGUCUGAGAGCUGUGGCUGCAGCAAGGAGGCCCCCUGGGUCUUUUCCGCUGGGAGUGAGCCACCGCGUGGGGCCCUCGGUGUGGCCGGCGGAGCAUCCUGCAGCAGCAGCAGCAGCAGCAGGGGACACGGGGUCGCAGGGCAACUGCUGCCCCUCGCUGCUGCGGCUGCUGCAGGGCGACGGCGAAGAAACGGAGUUCGGACAGCACUUCGCGGGCUUCCACCCGCGAGUUGCUGCAGUGCAGCGGGCCAUUGGGGCAGCUCUGCUGCACCUGCUGGGGUACGAGGGGCCCCCGGGCCCCGAGGGCGGACCGGGCUGCGGGGAGCGGCAGGGGGAAGAGACGGAGGCCCUUUUGAACUUGGUGUCUUCUUUGGCGAGAAGAGCUGUGAUGCAGCUUCUGGAGAAGUGGCAGCGGAAGCGAGCCGAGCACCGGGCCAGCAAGGAAGCAGCGGCAGCUGCUGCAGCAGAGGCUGACUGCAGCAGCCCCACUCCUCUGGCCUUCUCGGACUCCGACGAGUCCUGCGGCGGAGACGCAGCAAGCAGCAGCUCGCCCAUGAGUUCCUCCAAGGCCGAGCGGCAGCAGCACUUGCGGCGCGCAGAAGAAGCCCGGGAGAUUGUGUCUCGCUGCAGGUGGCUGCUGACCUGCUACCCCCGGGGCCUCGCGGGGCCCCACAGGCUGCUGCUGUUUCGCCGCUGGGGCCGCCAAAUUGUGGGCUGCCACCGCCUGGGGGCUGCAGCCCGCGAGGAGGCGGAGGCCCUCAGCCGGGGGCUCAGCUGCCCGGACUUGGUGGAGGGCUCUGGGGGUGCGGCGCGCCAGCAGCUGGGCUGGGCGCAGGGGCAGGCCCAGCCGCGCCCGCGGCGCGCGGCCUGCGCGGGCCUGCAGCAGCAGCAGCAGCAGCAGCAGCAGCGGGUCGAGAUCUCCACGGACCCCGGAAGCCGCCUUCACCUCGCUGCUGAGGACCCUGUUCGGAAGCCUUUCCGGGGGGGCAUCGUACUCCCCGCGAGCCUCAGCGUUGCCCGCAGUGUGUAUUUGCUGAAGCGUUUUCUGCGCAGCGGCAGCCGCCGCAACAGGCGCAGCGCCUCGCAGCCGUGGGGCCCCGGGGCGCGCAUGGCGUCUGCAGCAGCGGCAGCAGCUGCUGCUGCUGCUGCCGGCGCAGGCAACUGGAACGCAGAGGGGGCGAGCAGGCGACUCCGGAGCCGAAGAAGCAACGGCCUCCUGACCCUCCCGCCGAACCUCGUGGGGCUGCAGGGGCCCCAGCGGUGGCGCUGGGAGGCCCUCAAGAGGGCCAGCGAGCCUUCGAAGUCCUGGCAGUCCGAAGAAGCCAGCGAAGGCGGCGUGGCGUCUUUAGUGAACUUCAUAAUAAACGGCGCCGACGUGCAAACCACGCGGCGGGUGCUGCUGGUUGAACAAAUGUCUUCGUUGAUUCGCUACGUCAUCCUGCGCAGCAUGAAGGCGCUGCUGGUUGCUGGCUUCUGCACUGCAGGGCUCUCUGCGCCUUCUUUGCUGGACGUGGGCACCCAGAGGUCCCAAGAAGGCCUCAUGUCUGCUGCUGCCACGCAGCGGCUGCUGCCAGUUUGCAGCCUCCGGCCCAGCUUGGGCAGCUCGGACUUGCUGGGGGAGGGCUCUACCGGCGCUCGCGAGAGCUUCGGUGUUCCCGCGGACUCUUCGAAGCAGCUCGCGGCCCGCAGCAGCAAAAGGUUCGAAACAGCCCCGCCGGCUGCAUGCGCCGGGAGGGCCUACGGGGGGGCCCCCUCCGCCCCCUGCGGCCGCUUUUCCGGGGGGCUGCAGCAGGGGCUGCAGCAGGGGCUGCAGCCCUGCAGCACGGCCGACGGGGGCUUUGUGGGCGAGGGCCACGGGAGGGCCCUGGAGUCUGAGGGCAGCGACGUGAGCUGCAGAGACAUCAGCUGCACCACGGCGAGCUCCGAGGGCGGCAGCGCGCUGCAGCAGCUCGACAGCGGGGGCCGGCAGGCCCUGCGGUGGCCCCUCAUUGUGGAGCUGCUGCUGCCCCUGGCGGGGGGCCCCAGCGCGAGAGACAGCGGCUGCAGGGGGCCCCUGGCAAAGCCCCCCAGCGGCACAGCCAAGAGGUACGCGGGCUGCCUCAUGCUGCGGCUGCUGCACUCUUUGGGCGUGGCGUUGCUGGGCUCCAGCUCCGCCUUUGCUGCGCUGCAGAGAGACGGCUUUUCCAAAGCAGCUGAGGGGGCGGCCUGCCUCAUGAGCACAGCAGCUUUCUGGAAGUUUCAGCCUUUUGCAGACGCGCUGCAGUCUUCCUUGGGAGAACUUGUUCGGAUUGUUUUCGAUCUGCACCUUCACCGCCACAUGGAAGACAUGAAGGCAAUGGCAUUUCCCUCGGCCGCGGGUGUCUUUACACUGCACCCUGCGGACUGCUGCUGGAUGGACGCAGAGCUGCAGCUGCUGACGCUGCAGCUGUGUCUGGGCACAGAACCACUGGACCACAGCAGCUCGAUAGUGCUUUUCCUGCAGCACCUGCUGACUCUUGCGCACCCGGUGGCGCUGCGCCUGCUGUCAGCAGAGCGGAGGAGCCGCGGCCUUUCUGUGGAGGCCUUUUUAGCGCGGGAGGUCACGGAGGAGAUGGUGCAUGCAUCGGGUUGCUGCCGCGGUUCGUCGGCGGAGGCGUUUGCUGCAGCAGCCGCUGCUGCUGCGACGGGCGGGAGAGGGGCGGCGGCGGCGGCCGCAGCAGCAGCAGCAGCAGCAGCAGCUCAGCUGGCGUGGCAGGGCGAGAAGCUCCUGUUCAAGCACUUUCCAGGGUCUCUUUCUUCACUCGAAAGACUCAGCUCGAGCCCCUCGCCCAGAGCCACCCACCUGCCGCUUGCUGCUGCUGUCACCCGCGUGGCCGUGCGCUGCUGCGACAGCCGCCGCUGGAGCUCUGACGGGGGCCUCAUUCGCCAGGGCUUUCGGGUGCGGGAGAAGCUCAGUUGGGGGGGCUGGGUGGUGCUGCUUUACCUGCAGCGCAGGCACUUGGCCAGCCCCUUCGCCCUCCCCCUCAGGGCCAUUGGAGGCUUCCGCGCCAAAGACGGAGGCCGCGAAGACGGCGUCGAGGCCUUCGACGACAUCUCCGCAAACCCUGCAGGCCCUCUUCUCUUCUUUUCCUUCGGCAGCACAGCUGGAGAGCCCGACGGCAGCGAAGACUCCAUUGCAGAUGUUCGGCUGCAGCUGGAGGUGCUGGGGGACCCCAGAGAAGGCUCCGACGGCUCGGCCUUCAAGCCCGAGUGCUCCAGUUUGCAGCAAGAAGGUUUCGCGCUGGAGAAGUCCAUUUCUUUUUCCCGCACUCUGUGGAUCCAUGUAUGGGCCUCCAGGGGCCUCUUGGUGUACGAAGGCCCGCGGGGCUGCCCCGAGGGGCCUUCUGGGAAAAUGGACUACCGCUGCAGGCCGGCCCAGACGGCGGACAGCAGCUCCCCUGUUGCUGCGCAAAGAGCUGAGGGGAGCAGCGAGGCCCCGAAGCUGCCCUGCACGAACUUGGGGGGCCCUGGCUGCAGAGGGGACGACAGCCUCUUCUGCCUGCAGCGGGAGUCCGUGGGCGUUUCGGAAGCAAAGGCGAAAAAUGCUGCAGCGCGGCAGUGUGAAUACGAGGGUGCGGGCCUCAAGCUGCAGCAGAGUGCGUGGCAGGCUUUCCAGGCAGCCCUGUGGUUCAUCCUGGUAGGCCCCGAUGAUCCCGUUGCUGCGAGUGGCUCUCCGGUGCCUGCUGCUGCGGCGCUGCAGCGUGGCGGUCUCCAGUCCCCCCAAGCCAGCAGCAAGCUCCCCGGCGAGGGCCCCACAGCUUCGAGCCUGCACGGCACUCUGAGGCGCGAGGCCAUUGCCGUGGAGGCCUUGAAGCUGACCUUCAGCACGCUGCAGCGGCUGGCGGAGCUGCAGGAACAGACUCUGCGGGAAAUGCACCGCAGCAACAGCCUGGGGAUUCGCAGCUGCGCGGACUACCCCCAGAUCUACCGCAACUUCUUGUGCGGCAUUCCCAGAGGAGACGGAGACAGGUACAGCGACGAAGAAGGAGGCAGCGACGUGGCUGCGGGCAGCCGGGGCACCAGCCGGGGCACCAGCCUCGCUGAAGGGGACUCAGCGCUGGCGGAAGAAGAAGACCAGAGCGUGCCCACGAGCCCUCCGAUCCCCGAGAAGCUCUUGUUCACAGAAAGGCUCAUCGACAGAAGCCUCUGCGUGCUGCUGCGAUGCGUCUGCGCCUCGCAUUUCGCUGCACGGCUUUUCGUGCGGACUCUCAUUAUGGGCUUCAAGGGCCUCCCGACGCAGCUGGAAACCGUUUUGCGUACUUUGCCGGUGAAGACGCAUUUGUACAAACUGCUCACGGAGUGCAUGAGGCGCAUGUCUGCAACGGGAGUUGAAGACGAAACGCAACUUGCUGCCUUUUCCGCCAUAGAGCCCUCCCAGCUGUGGACUUGCCGCCAGCCCUUCUCAAGAGAAGGCUCCGACUUGGCUUGCCGCCUUUUCCCGCCCCUCCAGGCUGUCAGUCUUGGCAGUCUGCUUGACGCCGCGGGGUCUCUGGUGCAGCUCCACGAGGACUCUUCCGAGCCUACCGCUGCACAAGAGAAGCAGCCAUUUGAAGCCGCGGCAGACGCAGCAGCGCGGCCUCCUGAGGCCAGCAGCAGCAGCAGCAGCAGCAUGAGCGCGGCCGCCCCGGGACCACAGACCCCGCUCCCGGCCCCGCAGGUGCAGGUUGGAGGGGCAGCCCCGACUGCAGGUUCAGUCCCGCAAGAGGGACCCGUGCAGCAGAGCAGCAGCGCGGGGGACUCCUCCUCGCCGCUGGCAGCGGCGGGCCGGGGGGCCCCCUCCUCCGGGAGGCGGGAGGCCCCCGUGGGGGGGGCCCUCGUUGGAAGCGUGGGAGACAGCGUGUUUGACCCGCUGCCGCAGUCCGACGUGUUCCUGUGCGCAGUGCCCUCUGCAGACUUUCAGGCCGAAGUGCACGGGCGCACACUGCACGUGCUAAGGGCGCGGAACCUGGGGGGCGUGGCCCUGUGCAGGGCCCCGCUGACCUUCCCGGCGCUGCAGGUGGAGCCUGGGGAAGCAGCAGACGUGAUAGGCUUUCGAGUCUGGUCUGCAGGCCGUUUCGGAGUCACUGUGGCCCCCGCGGACUGCGUGUUGUCUGCGGCGCAAGACAUCUUCGACCGGAACGACGUGGUGGGCUUCCGCACCAGCAGCUGCCCCCCUUUCUGGGAAGACGUGUUCGCCACCACUGUGUCCUACCAGCCGGGGGACUACUUGAGUGUGAAGUUCUCAGUGGACAGCCAGACAAGUGGCCAGCGGUGCCUGCACACAGAGCUGCACGUCUCUGGGGAGAGCAUUGGCUCUGUGCUGGAGGUCUACUAUGACCAGCACUCGCAGGUGGACCAGCCCAGGCGAAUGAACUUAGUCUUUGUUUUCCAAGACCCCCUCACUGUGGUCUACGGGGGCCCCGAGUUCACGCUGCAGUACGUCGACCCAGACGAAGACCGCCAGGCCGGCCCCUCGCAGGCCCCCAGGGAAGAAGCUCUCACUGGCGAGGCCCUGGCCCUCAAGCCCCCCUCGCAGCAAGUGCUUCGCUGGCUGCGGGUGCACCCGCUUGUGAGACAGAGUCUGGAGUUGUACCAGGCAGUCAUUCUGGCCUCGGAGCGGUCCCUGCUGGGGGAGAGGCGGAAGGUGCUGCAGCAAGUGGGGGACAUUUUGAACGAGGCCACCAUUUCUUUGAGCACUGCCUUCGAGUCCCUCUGCGCCAGUUACCACGAAAUCGUCAACGAAGGAGCCACUUCCAGGGGGACACUCGAGAGGGGUGGCAGUGUCCAGCUGCCAAUAAGCAAAAGAGUCCAAAGCAAGCUCAUGCCCGCUGUCUCUAGCAGGGACCCCCCGGCGGAACAGCUGGAGGGGGCCGACGCUGGGAAGCCUGAGGAGGGGCCCCCGGAGCCGAGGAGACAGACCAGCACUGGCCUGAGGCCCUGCCCGUACCAGCAGCAGCAAAGAGCAGCGCGGGCGCGGCUGGAGACCAUUCACGCCUGCAGACGCGGAGUUGCUGCGCUGGCAGUUAUUUGCUGCGACUCCACUGGCCGCGGGGAGCUGCAAGAAGUCCUCGCAGUGGCGGAGAGACAAAGACUUCCCGGCAGCACGGACCCCGACGGCAUCCACCCCUCUGCAACAAGUGCAGCAGCAAGUUCAAACAGUUCUCGAAAAGGAGACAGUGUGGGGUCUGGAGAGUCCGGCCUCAGCUUGCCCUGGCUUGUGAGCACUUCGUCUCUGAAGUUUUCUUCUGUCGUGGGACUGAGCCCUGAGGAGUGCGAGUCCAUGUUGAUAUCUCUGUCUGACCUCUUGACUUCACCAGUGGUCCAGGGGACUCUUCACCAGGUGGCUGUCGUGGGCAACUUGGUGGCCCCCAGCAAGGAGUGGGAGACAGUGCAGGCCUUGGCGGUGACCCUGGGAAGCAAGUCAAUAGUAGCUCUUUGUCUCGUCUUGAGAGUCAUGCUGCAGCAAACUCCCGACGGGGACCCCCCCUUGAGCCGGCGGGCUGUCAAGUGCAUCCAGAGGGUCUUUGCCUUCAUGGAGCAGUUCUGCUUCCUCACCUCGGGACUGGGGGCCCACCAAAUGGAUCCCUUUGCAGACGACGUUGCUGCUUCAGGGGAGACUGUCCCUGACCAGGGCCUCCCCUAUGUAACGGGGGCCCCCCCGCCAGAAGUGGCCCCCUCGCAAGCCCCUCAGCCCCUGAAUGUGCGCUCGGCCAGCGUGCCAGACCUGCGCUCAGCCAUUGCUGCAUAUACCCAAGGAGGCGAGGGGGGCCCCGCCCUUGGCAGCCCCGAAGUGGAGGAAGGGGCCCCUUCUCGGGCAGCAGAUUCGGAGGCGGGAAGCGCGGAAAAGGAGGUGAAGUUGGACAAGAUGGCGCGCCUCUGUGGGGUCCCCGAAAGCAUUCUGAGCGCCGAGGGGUUCGGCUGCCCCAGCAUCUCCGGCCAGGCCGUCUUGGCGGCGGGGGAAACUGCCAAGGUCUGGAGGUGGGUCUACAAAAUCAACGAGGCCUGGAACGAGGCAGUGGAGACAGCCAUAGAAACGGAGCUGUGCGGAGCCCCCGCUGUCCCUAACACAGAGGCCGACCGCUGUGCAGGACCCAGCGUGGGCGAGGCCGCGGGCUUGCAGCGAGUUGAACAGCUAAUAGGGAGGGGCUGGGACUCCCCCAUCACGAGUUUGCUGCUCCUCAAGCCGAGGCAAGAAACUGGGAGCAUACAUUUGAGAGGCCCUGUAGAUGCGCGGGUGUUCAACUACGAGGGGGCUUGUUCCAUCUGGUCUAGCCGCAUGCUGCACCGAUUCCUGGAGACCCCCUUGAGGUGGGCUCUGAGAAGAGAUGCUCUUCACCUCCUCUGCAUUAUUGUCUCUCUCUGUCCCGACAUGAUCAUGGAGCGACUCUACAGGGGCAUCAAAGAGCCGUUGGCCUCGCGCUGCUCCGGCGAGUCGCGGAAGGGAGCGCCCCGUCCGAAGGCCCUUAACCUAAUUCGCCUUUUGCGCAUUUGCACGUACUUCAUCAGCAGAGAGACAGAUGACAGCGUUCCCGACUACCAGCAGCCUUUCCGGUUUCACCUGGACUCAGACCCCACGAAGACGCUGCUGACGGAGCUGGACAGGUACAGCGUGGUGACUUGUCCUUUGUAUGGGUGGCAGCGGCUGAUGUAUCGGGCGGCCACGAAGUGGACGGACACGGAGUGUCUCAGAAGUCUGCACCGGGUGCUGCAGACGGAGCUUUUGUACCACCUGGUGGGCUCGGUGGCUCAGGUGGUGAGCAACGCCUCCGUUUCAAAGAGAACGCCGAAGUACUGCGCUCUUGCGCCCUCCGUCUACGUAAGCCACUGGCUGAUGGAUGGAUUCAUAAGGCACCCGCUGUGCCCCGGGAGCAUCCGCCGGGCAAUUGUCAACCCCUUGAGCUACGCAGCGCUCUUCGGGCUGCUGAUCAAUGGAGUCAACUUGCCUCUGAAGCUUGGGCUCGACGCAGCCAGAAUGACCCACUGGAUGACUGCGCGCUUUGUCCCCGACAUCUCCUCACUGGACGGCUUAUCUGCAGGUGCAGUUCCUGAGGGCUCUUCAGCCUUCGGCAGCGACAAUAACCUCUUUUCCUACGAGAGGCUUAGUGAAGUCACACGCGUCACUGCGCCGCCACCAGGCGAGGCAUCAGCGGCGGCUUUUAAAGCCGUUAAGACUGCAGUGGCGGCUGUUGGGUCGUUUGCACUUGCUGGCCCUUGUCGACAAUUCUUGGGCUUUCUGCAGUGCUACUUCGACUGCAUUUGCUUCAUCAGCGCCUCGGUCUUUGACAACUUGGAGAAAGUCAACAACUGGCGGUCUGCCAGCCUGGACUGUUUCUGCGCAACAGAUCUCAACAGAGUCCACGUGCGGUACAGAAUCAACUGCAGCCUGCUGACUCACUACCUGGCCAACGCCUGCGUGUCCAUCCUGAAGGCGGACAGGUGGGGCUCUGUCACCUGGGUAGAGCACACGAGUGUUCCCGUGCUUGCGGAUCUUGCCUCUUACCUCAUGGCUGCUGAGUGCGUCGCCAGAGUCUCGUGCUUCAGUGCCCAGGCGCCGCCUGCGCCCCUGGCGGCGUACGCGGCUUCCAGCAGAGGGGAAGGCCAGUCUCAAGAGGCGGCGCCGGCAAACAGCGGCGGCGGCGAAGACACAGCUUGCUUUGCCAGUGCAGCUUACUCGGCCUUUGCGAGUGACCCUGGGCACUUGGGCUUCUCUCAGCCCUUCAUCAGAGCAGUUCAGGCUUUGCCGGUUUCCGUGGCUUUUGCUGAGCCGGUCAGCUGCACCCGCGCUGUGGGGAGCGUCGAAACCUUUCCCGGGGCUCGGUUGGAGCUGAAUUUGGAGCCACUGGAGGAGGGCCAGCAGCAGGGCACUGACGGUCAGCCUCAGUCUCGGGAAGAGAGAAAUGGGAUGGUCCCGGGCAGCAGCCAGGCACGGAAGCUCAGGAAGACUCCACGGCUUCUCGUCGCCCUGGAUCGAAACCUUGAGUACUUGGUGGGAGAAAGCGGCAACCUAACGGAAACGCCAGAGUGGAUCUGCGCAGCAGCGUGCAGCCGCGCAGGCCAGGGCAUGGAUAAUUUAAGGAUGAAAGUUCUGCAAGCACCCCAGGAAGAUGGCAAAAGAAGCUUUGGCGGCCGGACCCGUUUGGAGGUUUCGAACCUGCACGGCACCUCAGGGGGCUGUAGCUACGCCUGCAGCAGCGUUCCUUUACAGUGCGGAAGCUCUUCCGCGUCCUGCGUCAUUUCCUUAACAGUGCGUUCUGCCGGAAACGACAGCUGCGGUCUUAAGACCAUUGAAGAUGGUGCCCCGCUGGGCCGGAUCUUCAUUGGGGCUGUGGAUUGCAAGUACUGGAGCCGUCUGCUGGAGGGAACUUGGGAUGGGGUCUCAGACGCAACGCUGGUGCAGCUUACUGCAAGGGAGCUCAGGUCUUCCUUUCACCCAGAGAUGCCAAGCCGCCACUGGGGGCCGCAAAGCCAGCGAGUCCGCAAGAGUCGACCGUUGCUGGCCGUCUUGCUGGGGUUGCACGGAGACUCUGAAAAGGCUUCUCGAGCCCCUCACAAACAAGACGGCUUGGGGCUUAUGGCUCAGCCGCACAGGCUAAACUUCGUACUGCGGGCGGUUGGACGCCACUUGCUGUGGUUUGCUGAAGACCAUCUCGUCGCUGCGCAGAUGCUGCCACCAUCAUGCACUACUGUUGUGCCUGUGCUUGUCAUAGAGGAUACUGCUGAGUUCUGUGCCUCUCCUAGGAUCUGCUCUCUUUGGGAAGGACUUGUCUUGACGGCCACGUUGUCCUCAGUUUCUUGCCGGCCCGUCACUGUUCCCACAAACGAAGUCUUCUAUUGUCUCGAGGCCUCGCCUGCCGACACUCCUGUUCGCCUGCUGAGUCCUUUUGGAAUCCAGUCUGGCAGACCGGAGGGCUUGACAGCAGCAGGAACAGACUCAGACGCAUCUGCAAUAUUGUUCCAUUCGAGAGCUAGUGGGGAUUCCAGGGGUCCACCAGACAGGGCGGAGGACUCUGGGUUAUUCAGACUAAGUUUCGCGCCCAGUUUCGCAGCCGGGGGUACCUCUGCCCCUUUAGACACAUCGGGCAGCAGCAACUCUCUGAGCAGCACUUGGCGCGUCUUGGCACUUCACCCAAAGAUCCGAGGAGGAGUCAGUGUGCGGCUCCCCAUUGGGGCACCGUCAACUUACUCUUCGUCCGUGUGGAAGUGGGUGCGGCGGCCUGACUCAAGCAGGGUUCCCACGGAGGAAGGCCUCAGCGAGUUUCCCUUAGAAGACCUGGAGGCCGCGAGGGCUGCGGCGUCUACUGGCCAAUGUACGACGGACUCCUGGGAUGUUGGCAUCGCAGCAGACUCCCGCCAGAUUAGCUCCGUCACCGCCUUUGGGGACCUGACAAGUGGACAGGGGGACCGCCCCAGCUCUCAGCAGCUGGGGACUUCUGCUGCUCCCGCUGCAGCAACCACAAGAGCAGUGCUUUCGCCGGCUCCCAUAGUGGGCCCUCGGCCUGCCCGAGGGUCUCCCUGCACUCUCAACACCCGCCAGCAAGGCCUUCCCAGCAGUGUGAGGACAGAGCCGCAGGACUGUGGCUUUGCAGGGGCCCCUCUGGACGUGGGCACUGUUCAUCCAGCGCUGCCUUUCCGCGUGCAGUUUAAGGGAAACUGCUGGGCAGGAGGAGCAGCAGGGCCGCAGAUGGUGGGAAUUGUCUGGGGCUACUGCCGUUGGCUCUGGUUUUCUAACGGCCGAUUGUCUUGCCCUGUGGAUUUGCCGCUAGGGGAGCUCAUGCGGUUGCAUGCGGGAGGACCUCCUCAUGUCCGUCGGGACUCAAAGAUCCCUUCAGAAGGCUGGAGAGAGAUACAGCUGACUCGGGGGAUCUCGGGCUUUACCAUCAGAGACACGUUAGAGAUCGAGUUCCAGCCGGCCAUUCCGGCGCUUCUCUUCAAGAAGAACGACGUCUACCAAUUCGGCUUCAAUUUCGAUAAGUUCUACCAAUGGGCGCCAAGCCGUGCUGCCCGCUCUCUACAGCAGCAACAACACCUCGUGCAGCAACAGCAGCAGGUACUAAUGCAGCAGCAACAACAGCUACAGCAGCCGCAACAGCAACAACAACAGCAACAGCAGCUACAACAGCAGCAGCAGCAACAGUUGCUGCAGCUUUCCGGGAGCCCUUCAGCCAAGAACAGAGAGGCAGUGUAUUUUCCUCCCGUGCGAACGAGAAGCACUGAGUUGGUCUCCACAUGUAACACAGGGGGCUUCAGAAACUUCACGUUUACUAGUACGCCAGCGUCAGCUCGACUCUCGGACUCGCAUCAGGGGACUGUGCAUGCGCUUUUCCAAGCUAUUAAAGAGAGGAACCUGCGGUGGCUCUCCACCUUUUUUUCACAGUACCCAGACUGGCUCGAAACGCAGGAUGCAGCAGCCACGCCGGGCAGCUGCACAUUUGGCUCUCUGGAGCAGCAGAUGUUCGUAUGGGCUAAUGGCAGCAGCAGCACCAGUAGCGGCAGCAACGCCCAGUGGCAAAGCGAGCAGCUGCAGCAGCACAUCUCGGCAGUGUAUGGAGAGUAUGAGAACGACACGCCCCUGAAACUCGCAAUAAAGAAAGGCUAUGCAGAUGUUGUUCAAAUGCUGAUUGAGGCAGGAGGCUGCAACCCGGAUGGGGUGGGAGACGGCAGCGAAAGGGUGACUCCGCUGAUGUUGGCUGCUGAGCUGGGCCAGGACUUGAUUGUCUCAAUGCUUGUGUGCAACUAUGGGCUUAACAUAAACCGCAGGGACGCAGAAGGAAACUGUGUGCUUCACAGAAUGGCUCUCAGGGCUGCUGGGCAGCCCCUCUCAGGAGGAAGACUUUGCUCAGCGGUGCCGGUCCACAGACGCGGCUACUACAACACAAUUAAGCUGCUGCUCUCUCUCGGGGCGGACUGUUCUCUAAAGAACGACGCGGGCCUGACUCCCGUGGAACUCAUCGGUUCCAAAGGUGAUGGCUUCCAGGAGGGGCUAGAGGCGCUGGCCAGACUGUUGCGUUACGCUGCGCUUGCAGCUCAGCUGCAGCAACUGAGCAUUGCGGCAAGUGCCACGCCAAAUUUUCCGAAGUUUGGCGGAGCUUUCCCAAAGGUCAGAGGAGCUGAAGCAUGCAUUCCGUGGAGGUGGGGCUCGCUGCUCGCGAACUGCACUGUGGUGGUUGGGGGAGUUGAUGAGGUGGCAUUCAGCGUCCACAGUUUGUACAUUGACGGCGAGCGUCGCGAUGCGCAAAUGAACGAAUCCGAAAGGUCGCCUCGCAUGGCAGCAGAUUGGCUUUGCGGGACUUCUUACGCGCCUUCGCCUAAGACAGGGCGGCCUUCAAGUUUCCCUCAAUCUUCUGCGGAAAUGCGGGGUGAAGAGACUCGAGGACAGGUGGACGUGCGAAAGUUACCUGCGCUGAAGCCUUCUUCGCAGCCCUCGAGAAGCAACACUGGGGACAGCGUAGAACUGGCAGGCAUGGGUCUUUCCAGUAGAGCGGGCCGGACUUCAACGAGCCUGAUCUCGAAUGGCUCAGCAUUGGGGACUCAGGCUCCCCGUUUCUUCGGUGGUCCUUCAUCAGGAGCGAUGGAUGGCAACCUCGGCUUACGGACUUCUUCAGGUUCUAAUUGUGCCCAAGUGCCUUUCUCGCUCUUGCGGCCCGUAGAUGGCAACUUGCCCUUGGCAAAUGCUGACGUGCGGACAUUGCUGCAACAGCUGCUGGUGUGGGGCCUUGACCUGAAUGGGGACUUGACGGAUCCCGCUUGCCCAGAGGGCCAGCCAGCUCCUCUCCGCCCCCCCUUGCCGGCCCUCUCUGGGUCUCUUCUGCGCAGUAUUUCCGUAGCGGAGGACUUCGGAUCUCUUCAGAAAGUGUUUGUGGCAAUCGUAAGGAGGCUACAGGUUCUGGAAGAGCACCAGACAACAGAACAGCGCAUGCAACCUGGGCAGCAACAGACAAAUGCUUCGCCUCGGGGCCCACGCGCCAUCCCUGCAGUUCCCCGGAGGUCUGACGGCUCCCGUCACAGAUAUAACAGGGGCCGGCAAGCUCCCACUUCUUCGCAGAGUAAUGGUCUUCAACGCCUCGUUGCAUGCGCCGAGGCUGCUGAGAGCGUCGGGGACCUCAUUAGUCUGCUUCUGCCUCUCGACACCGCCGCAGCAAAGAUAGAGGGAUGCACUCGCAGGGGUUGGGUCGAUGGAGUACAACGGCACAUGUGGCGUCAGAAAGUUGCCAGAGAUUCAGGUUAUCAAAUAGCCUUGGGAGGACCAGGAGGCCUUGUGUGGACGCCAGACAUGCAGCUGUUCGAGGAAGUCACGGGAAUGCAAGUGCAUGAAGUUCCUCCGCUUUUGCUUCAGGAAGGAGUUUCUAGUGGGAGCUUGGGCAUGUUGAUGGUGAGAUCUGUUCUAGACGCAGACGAUGUUAUCCUGCAAGCAGUCAUGCGCAUUUGGCCACCGAAGUUCGACAUCUGGCUUAGGCAGUUGCUCGACGUAUUUGACGGCCUGGAAGAGGGCAGAAGUGUGCCCCAGCCAGAUAAGCACAUGCGCAUCGCAGCUCUCAUCUGGAAGGCAGACAAGGAUCGCGACAGCUUCUUAGCUUUAGACAGCAGCUGCGGCUCCCCAGGGAAGAAGCGGGAUUCUUUAGAAGAGAUCGAGCAAGCUGCCGCGCUCAAAAAACAAGUCCUUGCCCUUAUCAGUGAAGCCUCGUGCGGCGUGGCUCCCGCCUCAUCUGUCGAGGUGCUACUGCAGCAGGUCAUUGGCUUGAGACUACGGCUACUGGAACAUCUAUGUUCCUGUGCCAGUGGCGCUGUGCCCAUCAUCGCACCGGUUUUCAAUAUCCCCAAGCUACCUUUAGAUUACUAUGGAUUGCUGACGGCUCACUCUGGGGUGAGCUUCCUCCGAGGUACCAUUCCGACUCGUCUGGGGGACGGCAGCUUAGGGGUUACAGAGCUGCUAAAGCGGCGGUCAUACAGCAGCAGCAAAAUGGUGUUGCAGGUGGGCCCAUCCGACUUGCCUAUAGAAAUGAGCGCCUACCUCUUCCUUCGUCCGCUACUGACAAAUUUGACAUCCAGCACUUUGUGGCGCAACAUCAUAGAAAAGCUAGGAUAUUCAGGCCGCGAGCAACCCUCUUUGAAGCUGGACCGAGGCCAGGCAGCUACAGCGAAGGUCUUGGCCCACACUCUCUGGUAUCAGGCCACUGUGCAGCUCCUUUCGGCAGCAGCAAGCCCGUGCAAACUUAGAGCAAGACCUGGAGAGAGACCUUUUCUGGUAGUUUUUCGAGGAGAAGGGGCAACAGAUUUUGGCGGCCCCUUUCAAGAGUUCCUUUCUGGAGUAGCUAAUGAGGUCAUGGGUCCCCUGGCGGAAUCUCCCGAUGAGCUUCUCCCCACCUUCCUUGCAUGUCUUCCGUCCUUUAACUCUACGCAUGCCAUUGGGCCCCAUCAGGACUCCGUAGUGCUCCGCCCUGAUCCAUCUGCACCGCUUCCAGACCCUUUGGUCUCCGCCUCAGACCUGCUACCACCAGCGCUACCCAAUACCUCAGGAGGAAAUGAUGGUUCACCAAGUUACGCGGAGGUCUCACCAGAUACAGUCACGCAGGAACCAGUCCAGUCUGUGGGCUCGCAACCGGAUCGCAGCUCACAUGCUGAAUUCGGCGAGGGUCCGCAGAGUAUCCGCAGCAAUUUAAGUAAUGGUCAUUGCAGCCCCCCGCAAGGUCGACUUCGCCGGCAGUUGCACAUUGACACCCUUUGGACAUCUGACACCAUUUUAGGCGCUCUUCCUUCCCCGGCGCGGCGUGUUCUUCCUCGAGGUCAUCGCGCUGAAGAUGCAGGGCUCCCGGAUAGAAUUCCUCAGGAGGAUCCAUUCCAAGCUGCGGUGUCUCGCCGUGAAGAAAUGCAAGCAGCGCCCACACCUUUGAACGCAAAUGGGACGCUUUCCAGGGCAGAAGAAGACACCGUAACUGAAGAAACCAUGUACAUUCUCAUGUACGAAGCUCUCGGUCGCCUUAUGGCCAUGUGUUUCUGCAUCGGGAGCGCAUUCAACGUUACCUUGAACCCUCUUUUGUGGAAGAAGCUGGUCGCCGCACCGCUGACUAUUGACGAUCUGGCUGACUCUGACUGCGUGGCCGUUGAAAUGAUCCGUUCCCUUCGGCGCAUGGCUGCGGUGCCGCCGCAGUACUGGGACUCCACAAUGGAAGCAUCGCUAUCAGACAUGACGUUCAGCACAGAAGAUACUCUAGGGAGAUCUUUUGAGCUGGUUGAAGGUGGAGCGAAUAUCCCUGUCGACGCAUUUAACCUGGUUACUUUCAUUCGCCUCUCAGAGCGGUUCCGCUUGCUUGAAGGGACGGAAGGUGUUGAAGCCAUUCUGCGAGGCAUUGCAGCAGUUUUGCCCCUAGGUCGACUGCGACUGCUUUUUGACUGGAGGCGACUGGAACAUCGUGUGUGUGGGGACCGCAAGGUGGACGUCGCCAAGCUCAAAGAGCACACGGAAUGCUCAUCUGAAAGACUAAAAGGACAACUUUUUGAAAUACUCGAGUCGUUCAACAACGAGCAGAUGCAACGUUUUCUCAGAUUUGUGUGUGGUCGCUCUCGCCUACCAACCUCAAGCAAUGAUUGGCGCAUGACUGUGGACUACGAAAAUCCCGACCAGCGCCUCCCCGCCAUCAACGACAACCGGCUGCCAACUGCUGCCACCUGCAGCUUCCGCUUGGUUGUGCCGCUGUAUUCUUCAGUGAGCGUCAUGCGCGAACGCCUCCUGUAUGCUAUCAGCAACUGCACUGCCAUUGACCUAGACGCCGUAGUAGUUCACGAACAAAUGCAGUUGAUGUAUGAUGACUAA